This is a messenger RNA of Dromaius novaehollandiae (emu), 1472 nucleotides long. RefSeq names its product retinoic acid receptor responder 1 (gene RARRES1). NCBI's taxonomy places the organism in Eukaryota, Metazoa, Chordata, Aves, Casuariiformes, Dromaiidae. The record is from RefSeq and is a predicted model, not a curated record. Gene Ontology annotation, molecular function: metalloendopeptidase inhibitor activity. The coding region runs from base 173 to 1045 and encodes 290 amino acids. The transcript has 6 exons.
GGGCGGAGGAGCGGCCGCAGGGGGCGGGCGGAGCGGCCGCGGAGCCGGGCGCUUCCCCGGGCGCUUCCCGGCGCGGGCAGCGGGGGCAGGGCCAGGCCGGGCCGGGCCCCCGUUAUUAGCCGCGGCCGCCGGCGGAGCCGCCCCAGAGCCUCGCCGCCCGGUACCCGCCGCCAUGCAGCGGCGCCGCGCCUCGCCGCCGCCCGCCGCCCUGCUGCUGCUCUGCCUCGGCGCGCUGCUGCCGCCGCUGCCGCCGCCCGCCGCCGCCGAGCAGCCCCCGGAGCCGCCGGCGCAGCCCCCCGAGCCGCCGGCGGGCGCCGCGCGGGAGCUUCCCCCCGGCGGGCGCCUGGCGGCGGCGGCGGCGCGGGCGGCGCUGCACUACCGCAACAGCCGCGCCGGCUCGCCCGCCGCGCUGCGGGCGCUGCGCCAGGUGCGCAAGGCCACGCUCAAGAGCAUCCCAGGAGUUGGUCAUAAAUAUUACCUGCAGUUCACUACUGAAGACUACAGAAGCAGGCAAAAUAUUGGGAACUGCCUUGCUACAGUGUUCUAUCAGAAGAAAAAAUCUCCACCUGCUGUCACUAUCAGCUGUGUAGAUACCAAAGAUGAGAAGCAAAUCCAAGAAGAGGACAACAAAUUUUACCAAAAAAUUAAGCAACAAACCAAACCAAUAAUUGCAAAUGAUAUUCCAGACAGCUAUGGAAAUAUUGAACCUGCCCUUGAGCCAGUGUGGGCUUUGGCUGUUGUUGGCAGCAGUUACAUAAUGUGGGAAAAAUCAACAGAGAACUUGAGUUACUCCAUGGCACAAGUCAAGUCUGUGAAGCAGUGGAUAAGGAAAGAUGAUUCUACUGAGUUUGACUACACUGUCUUACUUCAUGAAAUGCCAACACAGGAAAUGAUUUCAUGCCACAUGCGUGUCAUUUGGCUUCCUGGUCACCCUCUGAAAGUGAAGUACUUCUGUGCUUCAGAGAAUCAGUGGUUUGAAGAGGCAUCUGGAAUGGAAUCUGGAUCAGCUGCUGGAAUUUUACAUGAAAAAGAAAAAAAUUUUUAAAAGAUUGUCAGCUUUGUACAAACGUAUUAAAUGGGAAAACCCUUGAGUUAAUAAAUCCAGAGUUUUGAUAAUUUUUCUAUACAAGUCGCCCUUCAGUGACUUUAAAUGCUUUCACUAGUCUGUUUUGUUCCAGAAUGAAUCUCUGUAAUUUCUUAAAUGGUAAAAACUCACAUGUUCUAGAGAUCUACCUAAAAAACUUUGCUACUAUAUACAUACAUAGAUAUACAGUCACAUAAAAUCAGCCUGUGUAUAAGUUACUUACGGUAACAUAGUUUGUGAACAAAGUUAAUAUAUUUGGAUAAAAAUCUUGAGAAAAAUAUUAAUCUGUCACUACGAGAAAUACUUGUCUACUUUUUUUUAAUUUUUGGAUAGAUAUAGUAUUUGCUAAUUUUUAACUUAAAUCUCCAAUAAAACAAAUACCAUUACA